GGAACGUAUCAGUCGUUGUCUGGUCAUUCUCCGGCGAAGAGACUCCAGGAGUAGCGUAAACCACGAGAAGCGUAGGAGGUUAUUAGGCGGUCAAUCCGUUUUGCUCCUUCUGCUUAGGUGCAAAAACCAGUUGUUAGCCAAGACUUUGCUCUCAUGAUGUGGAAUUACACUGGUUUGGAAUCGGUCGGUUUGCUGGCCCUAUUCGUCUUCUGGGGUUUGAUUUUGAAUGAGCUCUGGAUAAUUUUCUACACCUGCUAUUUGGGUCACGUAUUGGGUCACAGCAUCAAACCGAGAAAGCUUGGAAAAUGGGCCGUGAUCACCGGUGCUACCGAUGGAAUAGGAAGAGCUUACGCCGAAGAGUUGGCCUCUAUUGGUCUGAAUAUCGUGCUGAUUAGUCGGUCUCGAGACAAAUUGCAAAGCGUAGCCGCUGACAUCGAAAAUCGACACCACGUCGAGACACGCAUUAUCGACGUAGAUUUCACAAAAGAAACGGAGAUUUAUGAUCGCAUCGCAAGAGACAUUAACGGACUUGAAAUCGGCGUUCUGAUCAACAAUGUCGGCAUGUCCUACAAGUAUCCGGAGUACUUAGAUCAGAUUCCAGACUCGUCAGGUUUCGCCCAACGUGUCGUCAACUGCAACGUCGUUUCGGUGACACGCAUGUGCAUCAUGGUUCUGGGCCAGAUGGCCGAGCGUAAGAAGGGAUUCAUCCUGAACGUGGCCUCCUGUUCAGCUGUUGUCCCAACUCCGCUCAUGUCUCUUUAUUCCAGCACAAAGGCAUUCGUCUACAAAUUCAGCGAGGAUUUGGCGCUGGAGUAUAAGCCCUUUGGUAUUCGCGUCCAGUGCGUGCUUCCCUGUUUCGUCGCUACCAAGAUGAGCGGCAUUAAAAAUUCGUCCAUAAUGGCCCCUUGUCCCGCGGAUUUUGCCCGUGGUACUAUGAAAUCUUGGGGAUUGGAAAUAUCUUCCGCUGGUUAUUGGUUUCAUAAAUUACAGUGGAUUUACUAUCGGAGGUUGAACCAAAUUUCCCCCUCUUCUAUGGCGAAUGUCACAUACAAUAUUAUGAUGGGACUCAGGAAACGAGCCUUCAAUAGACGUGCCCAACAACAACAGCGGCAACAGCAACAACAGGAGAAAAGUUCAGUGGAAACUAAUAACCCUCCCGUUGUACCCGUGAACCGUUAUUCAUUAGCGCGCGUAGAGCGGGAUUUAAACGAAAUGUGGCCAUCGUUGGCUGAAAUCCCACGCUACGGCAUCUCGCUACACGCUCAAACUGGUUUUUAAGAUUUUUUGUGUUCAUUAUUGUUUUCCAUCAAUAGAAAUUCAGAGCGCGACGAGUAGGCUAAAAUUUUUCUUUCAUUUAGCAGUUAUUCCGUAAAAUCUUUUUUUUUUUGCCAUUUAUUCGCCUUCGUGUUACGUAACCUAUCUAACGAGAAUAACGCUUUUUUUUCUACUUUUUCAAUAUGUUUAUUAUCAUACAAGAAGAAUACAUUGCGUCGAAUUAUGCUGGUAA
Messenger RNA from Daphnia pulicaria, 1507 nucleotides. RefSeq names its product very-long-chain 3-oxoacyl-CoA reductase-B-like. Gene Ontology annotation, cellular component: endoplasmic reticulum. The record is from RefSeq and is a predicted model, not a curated record. NCBI's taxonomy places the organism in Eukaryota, Metazoa, Arthropoda, Branchiopoda, Diplostraca, Daphniidae. The coding region runs from base 154 to 1278 and encodes 374 amino acids. The transcript is spliced from 9 exons. Gene Ontology annotation, molecular function: oxidoreductase activity.